Seriola dumerili (greater amberjack) is the source of this 2386-nucleotide messenger RNA. RefSeq names its product FAD dependent oxidoreductase domain containing 1 (gene foxred1). The record is from RefSeq and is a predicted model, not a curated record. Gene Ontology annotation, molecular function: oxidoreductase activity. NCBI's taxonomy places the organism in Eukaryota, Metazoa, Chordata, Actinopteri, Carangiformes, Carangidae. The transcript is spliced from 11 exons. Gene Ontology annotation, cellular component: cytoplasm. The coding region runs from base 154 to 1689 and encodes 511 amino acids.
UCCAUUUGACCGUCAGUUUACCGAUUUGACCUGCGUUUAAUUUAAAAAAGAAACUGAGACAUGCAAGUUUGUUCACACUGUUGUUGUUUUCGAUCUACACGGCGGCUCGGAACUGUUCGCUUAGCCGACUAGCUAGCUAGUUAGCCCGCAGCAAUGUCAACGUGGCGGAGGCUGCACGUGAAGGUGCGGACGGCUCACGGACUACUUGCCUCCUCCAGACGCGUGACAGACCGGCACACACGGCUGCUCGGAAAUGUAACGUUGUAUCAGAGCCUGAGUACGGGCAGACCUCUCCGCAACGACUUCUUCAAAGAUCUGGAGGCCGAGCUGGCAGCCAUGAGGAAGAGGGCGGCGGACGCGCUGCCCGGGAGCAGCUGGACCCCCUUCGAGCUCAACCCGCACCUUCCUCCGGAGAGGGCCGACAUUGUGAUCGUUGGCGGCGGCGUGGUGGGCUGGUCCAUCGCCUACUGGCUGAAGCAGAAGGAGAGGGUGCGAGGAGCGCUGAAAGUUGUCGUGGUGGAGAAGGACCCAACGUACUCCCAGGCCUCCACCGUGCUCUCUGCUGGGGGGAUCCGACAGCAGUUCUCCCUGCCUGAGAACAUCCAACUCUCCCUGGCCUCCGCAGACUUCAUGAGGAACAUCAAUGAACACCUCGACGUGUUGAACGAAGACCCCGUGGACCUGCAGUUCAACCAAUCAGGAUACCUCUUCCUGGCCAGUGAGAAUGUGGCUCACAUCAUGGAGGAGAACUACAGCACCCAGAGGUAUGCUGGAGCCAAAGUUUCACUUCUCUCUCCCACACAACUGAAGGACAAAUUUCCAUGGAUAAACACAGAUGGUGUGGUGCUUGCUUCCUACGGGCUGGAGAACGAGGGCUGGUUUGACCCCUGGACUCUGCUGAACGCCUUCAGAAGAAAGGCCAUCUCAAUGGGAGUCAUCCAGUGCUGUGGAGAAGUUACAGAUUUUCAAUACACAGUAAACGUGAUGACAAAUGCUGCUGGUGACAACGUGGAGUUCAGGAGAAUAAAAUCUGUCAAAGUGCAGAUGCCUCACAGCCUGGAGUACCAGCCAAUGGAAUGUGCCAUUGUGGUGAAUGCAGCGGGAGCCUUUUCUGGUAAAGUGGCAGAGAUGCUGGGAAUUGGCUUCGGCCCCAAAGACACCAUCGCUGGAAUUCCUGUGCCCGUUGAGCCUCGGAAAAGGUAUGUGUAUGUAGUCCACUGUCCUGAUGGUCCAGGUCUAGACACUCCAUUCCUGAUUGAUUACUCUGGGGUUUACUUCAGAAGAGAGGGCUUAGGAGGGAACUACAUCGCUGGGGCAUCACCUGAAGAGGCGGAGGAGCCAGAUAUCAGUAAUCUGGAGGUGGACCACCAGUUUUUUGAGGAAAAGAUUUGGCCCAGUUUGGCCUAUCGUGUUCCUGCUUUCGAGAGACUGAAGGUGACCAGUGCAUGGGCAGGUUUCUACGACUACAACACCUUCGACCAGAACGGCAUCAUCGGUAUGCACCCUCUGGUCAAUAACAUGUACUUUGCCACCGGCUUCAGCGGCCACGGCCUGCAACACUCCCCCGCGGUGGGUCGUGCUGUGGCAGAACUGAUCUUGGAUGGAAACUUUAAAACGUUGGACUUGAGCGAACUCAGCUUCAAACGGAUUCUGGCGCAGGAGCCCAUGCUGGAAAGGAACAUCGUGUAGAUGAUCCAAACUUGGUCUUAUUUUCAUAGCUGUGAACAUUAUUCCUGUCAGUAAUAAUAACAUUGUACUCAACAUUGCAAUUGCUGAGAUCUGGGAAUGAUCGAGACUGUUUUCCUAAGGAAAGCGACAGCAUCGGUGUCAAGACUUCUCAAAGCCAAAGCAAUUAUGAUUCUUCAUAGUGUGACAUCGGUGUACACCCUUUGGUCCACAGAGGGAUGAUGGGUCAACAAAAUGUCAGACUUCAACACUAGAGAUCGCUGUUCGUGCCCCGUUUCGUUCCUCUGAGUUAGACAUGUCGUCAUCCUCCGGCAGCCAACACUAGCUGGAAUCCUGUAUGAGAGGAGCAGUCGACCAGACUUGAGUUCAUGUAUUGAUUGACAGCCGUGAGCUCCCACUGCUGAUGUUGGCCUUCUCUGAUUGGUUCGAAGUAGUCAUCCAGUUGUCAAAGUAGUCUCAAAGUAGUUUCAACCCAACCACAAUCAUUUUCCAAAGUCAGAAAACAGUUUCAUUUUUGCAGCAGUGAUACGUGUCGCUCUGAUGGGCAGUUACAGUUAAUUUUGUUGUUUCAUGUCACCUUUUUCAGCUUUUACAUACUGACCAUUGUAGUUAUCAGCAAUUCCCAUUCUGUGAACUCAAGUUGAUUUCUAAUGAUAUUUAUGUACCAUUUUAUUUUCUUAUAAAAUGCCCUUUGCACUUG